UUAAAGUUUGACGUGGCCUUGAUAUUAUAAUACUUCAAAAUGCUUGCCGUGCCCGUGGCUUAAUCUAAAUUAUCAAGGAUACAUAACUCUCUCAAAGAUCGCCUUUGGGUUUUUUCGUCCCUUUAUUAUUCUGCAUGAAGUUUUGGUUGGCGGCACACGACUUAUUGAGGAUGAAAUGGCCUGCUACUGAACAAAUUGUAUGCUAAAGUUGGUACCUUCUUUCCACCAUAGGGAUUGUUGCGAACCAGUCAAAUUAUUUGUAGUUUUUUAUUUUAAUGACCUGAUUAUUUUAUUUUUUCCCCGGUCGAGCCAGCCCAUGUUCGAGCUGUAGUACUUGACCACAGCUAGGCUCUACCACCUUAAGAAAUUCGAAGAAUAUUAAACAUCAUUAGUGAUCUUUUAAAAGACCUUUUUUCUGUUACGUUACGUCGAUGUGUAUAUAUGAAACGUUACUUUAAGUCUUAGGUUGCUAGAGUUAUUGUUAUGUCAAACAGAUUAGUGUGUGGUACUGUACUAGCUACAUGUCUGAGCUAAAUUUAUUAAAUUGAGCGACUGAAAAUAAUAAUAAAAAUAUGAUCCUGUCUCUGUUUUUAUUUGUGUGUUUUAUCUACAUAUUAAGUUUUUCGAUAAAUUGCCGAACCCGAUUAAUGUUAAAACAUCUACCUUCUUAUACCCAAAUCCCUUUUCUGGGAUCCAUGCAUAAAUUUAUUAACAUAAGUGGAAAAAAAAUAAUGCAGAGGAUUGAAGAAUUGUCAAAAAUAUCAGAUGAACAAGGCCUUCCCUUUGUCGUAUGGUUUGCUUACCUUCCUGUGAUCAUUAUAAGCAAUCCGGAUGACGCUAAAGCUGUAGCACAGACUUUUGUGGAGAAGCCUUACUUCUAUAAUUUUGGUAAAAUGUGGCUCGGGAAUGGUUUGGUUACGGCACCGGCUGCGGUUUGGAAGGAAAACAUAAAAAAAAUUGGUGGCACUUUCACCCGUUCCGUUGUGAAUAGCUAUCAGGAGGUUUACAACGCUCAGGCGCGAAGGUUAGUGGAAGAGCUGAGGGCGCAUGUCGACAAGCCUCCUUUCGAGUCAAUGCACUGUAUAGCUCAUAGAACUUUGGAAACAAUAUGCCAAACGGGGCUUGGUUUUACGGAUUUCACCGACAAUAUUGUAACUCAAGAGUAUUAUGACGCGUUCAACAGAUCCUUAGAAUUGAUCCUUUUAAGAGGUUUUAAUAUUAUCUACCACUGCGAUUGGUUAUAUCGGCUUUCGUCAGGAUAUGCUGAAAUGAAAAAACAAGUAGCGGUCUUAAAUAGCGUUUCGGAUGCUAUAAUUAAAAAGAAACUACAACAGAGACAAAAAGAAAAAAACCGCAAUCAUUCUAAUGAAUCUAUACAAGGAGGGAAGUCCAGCUUUAAAUCGUUUUUGGACAUAUUAUUAGAUUUGAGCGAGAAUGAUCCUACUCUCACGGAAUAUCAAAUCGUGUCGGAGGUGAAUACUUUGAUAGUCGGGGGCCAGGAGACGGUUGCAGUCACUUUAUUCUUCGCUUUUCUGAUGAUCGGCUGUCAUCCCGAUGUGGAAGAAAAGCUACAUGCCGAGAUAAUGAAUAUUCUGGGUGACAAGCCUGAUGUAGAUAAAGACGAUCUCUCACGAAUGGUGUACUGCGAGGCAGUCAUUUAUGAAACGUUACGAAUGUUUCCACCCAUCCCUACGGUCAUGCGGUAUGCCGACCGGGACCUUAAACUUGAUUCCUACACUAUUCCACGAGGAACGACUGUGGUGCUCAACGCUUGGGGUUCAGGACGCUCGGAGAGUCUGUGGGGGAAACAGGCAUCUCAUUUCAGACCAGAGCGAUGGCUGUAUGGCGAACCCUGCAUGUCCUCCUGCCUAGCAUUCAGCGUGAGCCGGCGCUCCUGUAUAGGGAGGAGCUACGCAAAAGCCAUCUUGAAGACUAUGCUGGCUCAUUGUGUUAGAGAAUUUAGGUUUAAUUCAGAUGCUAAAAAUUUAAAUAUAAAAAUGGAUCUAGUUCUGCGCCCCAUCAGCGGUCAUCUCUUAGAGGUGGAAUUAAGAAAUGAUUCUCAUUAGAAAAUCUAAAGAUUUUGCAUCUGUAGUUAAAUUUUUUUUUCGUGAUAAUAUUUUUUUA
Danaus plexippus (monarch butterfly) is the source of this 2124-nucleotide messenger RNA. It is a transcript of the gene Cyp366a1, whose product is annotated as cytochrome P450 4c21-like. The record is from RefSeq and is a predicted model, not a curated record. The transcript has 11 exons. Gene Ontology annotation, molecular function: iron ion binding; oxidoreductase activity, acting on paired donors, with incorporation or reduction of molecular oxygen; monooxygenase activity. Lineage: Eukaryota; Metazoa; Arthropoda; Insecta; Lepidoptera; Nymphalidae. Bases 573 to 2066 code for a protein of 497 amino acids.